Messenger RNA from Zerene cesonia (dogface butterfly), 1962 nucleotides. It is a transcript of the gene REG, whose product is annotated as proteasome activator complex subunit 3. The record is from RefSeq and is a predicted model, not a curated record. Gene Ontology annotation, cellular component: nucleoplasm; cytoplasm; proteasome activator complex. The transcript has 5 exons. Bases 182 to 919 code for a protein of 245 amino acids. Lineage: Eukaryota; Metazoa; Arthropoda; Insecta; Lepidoptera; Pieridae. Gene Ontology annotation, biological process: regulation of G1/S transition of mitotic cell cycle; positive regulation of endopeptidase activity; regulation of proteasomal protein catabolic process. Gene Ontology annotation, molecular function: endopeptidase activator activity.
AACGUAUUUCCUUGUGUCAGUGAACUGAACGCACCCGACUUUGAUAUUCGCUCAUUCAAGUCGAGCAUCACCACACGAGUUAGUGAAUCAAAGAUAAAAACUUCUGAGGGUUUCGUUAAAUCAACUUAAACAAUUUAUAAGGGAUUAUUAAAUUGAAAAUUAUUUAAGUUAUUGUAAAACAAUGACUGACGUGGCGAAAAAGGUCCAAGACUACAAAGAUUCACUCAAACAAAAGGCUGAGCACCUUAUAAUAAAAGGAUUCCCAGAAAAAAUAGUAAAGUUGAAUGAACUUCUAGAAACACCAAACUUCCAAAAUAGAGACUUAGUUGAUGUCCAUCAGGAUUUAAACAUUCCAGUGCCUCCCCCAGCACAAGCUGUUAAUGAACCCAAUGCUAAGAGGCCAAGAGUAGAUUCAUCAGAGGUCUCCAGUAAUUCUACUAUAGAAGGUACAAGGGUGUAUGCACUUCCCAAUGGCAGUGUCCCUUGUAAUAAGCCUCUUAGUGACCUUAUCCACCUUGUAAAACCUCAUAUCAGAGAACUUAUUGAGGAUUCUAACUUGCUUAAGAUGUGGAUCUCAUUUAUGAUUCCUAAAAUUGAGGAUGGUAACAACUUUGGGGUAUCAAUACAAGAAGACACAUUAGCAGAGGUCCAAUCAGUGGAGUCAGAAGCAGCAGCAUUCUUUGAUCAAAUCUCAAGAUACUUCAUAUCAAGAGCAAAAAUUGUUUCAAAAGUUGCCAAAUACCCCCAUAUUGAUGACUAUAGAAGAGCUGUUAGAGAACUGGACGAGAAAGAGUACAUAUCUCUAUGGCUAGUCAUGUGCGAGAUACGCAACCGCUAUUGCUCACUGCAUGACAUCGUCAUAAAAAACCUGGAGAAAAUAAAGAAACCCCGUUCCUCAAAUGCAGAAACAUUAUAUUAGGAAAUAAUUUUAAUCUCAAUUGUAAUAUUAGUCACGCAAGGCUCCCUUGUGAAUUUAAGGAUAAUUCUAAAGCUAUCUUGUUUUUUAUUCACUAGGCAAUUCUCUGUAUGAUACAUAUUAACUUUCCUGAUUAAAGCAAUAAUGAAGAUGGAAUUAAAAUCGAAACUUCUCUUUCUUAUUUUAUCAUUUGCAAGUAAUUGAAAGAGAGGGCACGAUGUUAAUUUCGUGUACAGUAUCUUUAAUUACAAAGGUAAUGCAAUAAAUGCUUGAUCAAUUUCAAAACAGGAGCACAAACUAGGGCACUUAUUGAGUAUUGUUUUAUAACACAGAUUGAAUUUUUGUUGGGAAUCACCAAAAAAUUAUUUAAUUUACAUGGCAUCAAUUUUAUUAUUAUUAUUAAUGAUGUAGUAUUCUAAUUUUGGGUAUUAUAAGAAUAGCCACAGAAUGUGUUUGUAAUUAAAAGAGCUACUGUUGUUAUUUCAAAUAUGUUCUAGUGGGUUAAAAAUGAGAUGCUUAUGUUAUAUCAUAGGUUUGUAGCCACUAUGAAAAAUUUGAAUACUUUGCCUUCAAAAGGCGGUAUUAUAUAAAUAAUGAUUUUGGAUAUAUUUUAUCAUAGUAUGUGAUUUAUUCCUUCAAUAAAUAAAUAAAUACAAUUGACCCAAAAAAGCAAGUUAAUAUAAAAAUUGAUUCAUGGCGAGACUGAUUUAAUUUUUAAUAUUUAUUUAUAUGGUUUUACAAAAAUUUAUAUUGAUAUCUAUUUUUUUUUGUAACACCUGUAUUAAAAUAUGAACUGCUACAAAACUCUGAUAUAACGCCAACCAAUGAUGCCCAUUUAUUCCUUGUAAACUUUAGUGUAAGUGCUUACUAUUGUAUUAUCUGUUUCAACAACUUAAUUUAUUUUAAUAUUGAUAAAAUUGAGUUAAGUGCCUAAUCGGAAAAUAUUUCCACAUUGACAUUUAAAAAUAUAGCUGUCACAUGUUCCAUAGAUAUGUUGGUGAUCAAGAUUUACAAAAUUGCAAUAAAUACAUUUGUAUGAAUGUGAA